This is a messenger RNA of Coffea eugenioides, 1362 nucleotides long. RefSeq names its product vignain-like. NCBI's taxonomy places the organism in Eukaryota, Viridiplantae, Streptophyta, Magnoliopsida, Gentianales, Rubiaceae. The record is from RefSeq and is a predicted model, not a curated record. The transcript has 4 exons. Gene Ontology annotation, molecular function: cysteine-type endopeptidase activity. Bases 120 to 1214 code for a protein of 364 amino acids. Gene Ontology annotation, cellular component: lysosome.
CUCGUUCAACCAUACCUCCUCCUUCUAUCUCUUAGAUCAAGUUUUCUAUAUAAACAAAGCAGUCACUUACUUGCCAUAUCAUAACUUGUACGCUUUGUUGAUCACUAGGUACAAUUUCAAUGCAAAUGAAGAAGUUCUUGCUUGUUACUCUUUCUUUAGCUUUAGUUCUUGAGAUCGGAUCGAGUUUCGACUUCCAUGAAAAGGAGUUAGAAACUGAGGAGAGUUUGUGGGAUUUGUAUGAGAGGUGGAGAAGCCAUCAUAGAGACUCCACAAGUCUUGAUGAGAAGCUUAAGAGGUUCAACGUGUUCAAAUCAAAUGUUCUCCAUGUCCAUCAGUUCAACAAGAAGGACAAACCUUAUAAGUUGAAACUUAACAAGUUUGCUGACCUGACUAACCAUGAAUUCAGAAGCUUUUAUGCUGGAUCCAAGAUUAAGCAUCACAGAUUGCUCAGAGGACAAAAAGCUGACAAUGGAACUUUUAUGUAUGCUAACGAUGAUCGUGCUCCACCUUCUGUUGAUUGGAGGCAGAAAGGUGCUGUAACUCCUAUAAAGGAUCAAGGCCAAUGUGGUAGUUGUUGGGCAUUUUCAACAGUGGUUUCAGUUGAGGGAAUAAACUAUAUCAGAACAAAGAAGCUAGUUUCAUUAUCGGAGCAAGAACUUGUCGAUUGUGACAACACAGAUAAUCAAGGUUGCAAUGGAGGCCUGAUGGAUUUAGCGUUCCAAUUCAUCAAGAAACAGGGAGGUAUCACCAGUGAGCAAAACUAUCCCUACAAGGCAGCGGAUGGUAGAUGUGAUACGCGGAAGUUGCAUCAGCCAGUAGUUUCAAUCGAUGGAUAUGAAGAUGUACCUCCCAAUGAUGAGGAUGCACUUCUGAAAGCAGCGGCCAACCAACCUGUUUCUGUCGCCAUAGAUGCUGGUGGUUCUGAUUUUCAGUUCUACUCUGAGGGAGUAUUUACUGGAGACUGUGGAACAGAACUGGAUCAUGGGGUGGCAAUUGUAGGCUACGGAACUACACUUGAUGGAACCAAAUAUUGGAUUGUGAGGAAUUCUUGGGGAACUGAAUGGGGAGAGAAAGGCUACAUCAGGAUGCAGCGCGGGAUAGAUGAUAAAGAGGGACUUUGUGGUAUAGCCAUGGAACCCUCAUAUCCGAUCAAAAACUCUUCCAGCAAUCCUGUUGGAGCUGCUGAUGCAUCUGAGAUUAAGGAUGAACUCUAAACACAGCAUAGUUUCUUUUACUGUGAAAAGCUAGUGAUAAUAUUGCUUUCCUCUCCUAGUUGCAGUUCUCAUCAACUCUUAAAACUUUGAAACUUCAAAUCGCUUCGUACUGAUUCCACUGUGAUUGUGAUACUGAUGUAUUGAGAUU